AUGUCACCCCAGCCUCAAGAUUUCGGUCACUACAAAUUACUUGAAACUCAUCAUGUCAACUACGCUCCUCUAGUCGUAUCAAAAUGGAGAUCACAACGAACUGGUUUGACGGUUGUGGUGGGACAACACAAAGCUCCCAUUACAAACGGACACUUUGUCAUCGCUUCAGAAAUCUUCGACGACUCUGGUAGACCGCACACGUUAGAACAUCUCGUCUUCUUAGGAAGUAAAGAUUAUCCUUAUAAAGGUGUUCUUGAUCAGCUGGCGAAUAGAGCAGGAAGUAAUGGUACCAACGCUUGGACUGCCAAUGAUCAUACGGCUUAUACUAUCGCCACCGCCGGAACACAAGGAUUUCUAAAGAUGCUCCCCAUAUAUGUCGACCACAUCUUCCAUCCUACCAUGACGGACGCAGGUUUCGUUACCGAAAUACACCACAUCAAUGAGGCGGGUGAAGAUGCGGGAGUGGUGUAUAGUGAGAUGCAAGCUAGGGAGAAUACAUCGGGUGAUCUCAUGGCGUUGGAGUCUCAACGACUUUUAUACCCUCAAUCAUCUGCCUAUAGGAGUGAAACAGGAGGGCUGAUGUCCCAAUUACGUAUAUUGACACCUCAACAGAUACGAGACUACCAUGCCAGUUACUACGUUCCCCAUAAUUCUUGUCUCUUGAUAGACGGCGCUGUCCCUCUCGCUGAACUCUUCCAUGUACUCAACGAGGAAGUAGAUCCACUCAUUCUCAAAAACCUAGCCACCUCUUCAAGGAAAUGGCACCUACCAACAGACUGGAAACGACCUUUCAUCGAAUCUACCACCUCUCAACCACUUUCCAUCCCAUCUCCAAAAACCCAAGUGGUGGAAUUCAUGGAAGAAGAUGAAUCAAUGGGUGAAAUCGUUCUUCUCUGGCUCGGUCCAUCACCAAUGGAUUAUCUCUCCGGUCUCGCCCUCAAGAUUCUCGGCUCAUAUCUGACCCUCACCGCCACAGCUCCUUUACAGAAAGAGUUUAUCGAAAUCUCUAAGCCCUAUGCCAGCUAUAUAGGAGUCUCAUCAGAGGAUAGGGUAAACAAGAAUGAGAUCUCAAUGUACAUCUCUGACGUACCUACCAAACAUCUGGAAGAACUACCGAAACUAAUUCUGGAGAAAUUGAGGAAGAUCGCCGAAGAGGAAGGUGUGGACGAGGAGAGGAUGAAGUUAGUGUUGAGACAAGAUAAAAGAAAGUUGUUGGAUCAUAUGGAGACCAGUGUAUCGGGUGUGUUGUCGGAUGUAGUGAUUGGGGACUUCCUGUAUGGCGACCUAGAGGGGAAAGACCUUCCCUCCGCAUUCGACGAUCUGAAAGAUUAUGCGAUCCUGGAAAAAUGGUCUGGCUCAGAUUGGCAAAGCUUUCUCAAAAAGCAAGUCAACCUUCUUCCGGCCCAUCAAUACUUCAUCUCUCAGAAUUGCCUGACAAUCAUCGGCAAACCCUCCGCGGCGUUAGCUCAAAAGAUCGAAUCCGACGAGAAGGAACGUAUUGCCAAGCGAAAAGAAGAAUUCGGGAAAGAAAAGUUGGAAGAAUUGGGAAGAAUGUUGAAGAAAGCUAAAGAAGAGAGUGAUACGCCUCCACCGGAAGAAAUGAUCACUUCAUUUCCUCUGACCGAUCCAAAAUCCCUCACUUGGAUACCUGUGGAAACGGCAAUCAACAAUGCCCUAGGUGAAUCCAAAUCUGGUGACCGGGGUGAACUUCAAAAACGGAUCGAAUCGGAUGGGAAUGUUCUGCCAUAUGAAGUCCACUUCGCUAAUGUUGAUUCGAAUUUCGUACAUGUUUCCGUAUUGUUCGAUACUAUUCAUCUCAAGGCAGAAUUGAGACCAUACAUGUCAAUAUUCCAGAACGCUCUUUUCCGUUUGGGUGUGAAAAAGCCCGACGGAUCGGAACUAUCAUAUGAACAGGUGGUUGAUCAAUUGAACGAUCUGACAGUCUCUCACUCGGCCUCAUUCUCAUUCCGUAACUCAUUCUCCGAGGUAUUCCUGAUCUCGCUCAAGGUGGAGAAACCUCGAUACGAAGAAGCGGUAGAGUGGAUAAGAGAUCUCAUCACCGGGGGUAUAUUCACGAAAGAGAGGAUCUCAAUCAUCUUAGCUAAAAUGGCGCAAGAAUUACCUUACAACAAACGUCAAGGAGAUUCAGUCUCCCUUGCCACUUUGAAUAGUAUCCUGUAUGAUCCGUUGAAAUCCACUUCUGAGGCGUGCGGGCUGUUGAAAGCUCUUGAGUUCGUACCGGAGACAAUGGAGCUGCUGGAGGGUUCACCAGAGGUUGUGUUGAGUCAUCUGGAGGAGAUAAGGGCAUAUCUGUUGGAUCCGGCUAUCAUCCGUGUAUCGGUGAGGGGUGAUGUGAAGAGUUUGCAACAUCCUAGGAAGGUAUUGCAGGAGAAGUUUUUCCGUAUCGAGGACCCAAAACCUUUGCGGCCUAUAUCAACAUCAGCUGACACACUUUCUGUAUUGGGUAAAAAUCCCAAGGCAAAAUGUAUCAUAAUUCCCAUGAGUUCGAUAGAAGGAAGUUAUUCAAACCAUUCAGCCCUCGGACCCAAAGGUUUUUCUCAUCCGGAUUUACCAGCAUUAUUACUCUCCGCGGCAGUAUUGAACGCCACUGAAAGUUAUCUAUGGAGAUCUAUCAGAGGAAAUGGAUUAGCUUAUGGGGCUCAUGUGGAUGUUGAUGCUGAAUCGGGUUUAGUUGGGUUUUCAGUGUAUCGGAGCCCAAACGCAUUGGAAGCGUAUCGUGCAGCUGGGAAACUCCUUCAAGGUUUAGCGGACGGAAGUGUGGAAUUGGAACAAAGUAUAUUAGAUGGAGCUAGAGCGACCAUGACGUUUAGCUAUGCUCGUGAAUCUGAGACUGUGUCUGCUGCGGCUGCUAGUGCGUACUUGAACGAAGCUCUCAAAGGAUUAGGGAAAGAUCAUCAUCAGCAUGUAUUGACUGUUCUCCCUUCCAUCACCCUAUCCCAAAUCCGUCAAACGAUCAAAACCCACUUUCUCCCCAUCUUCUCCUCUCAAACCAGCGUGUGCGCCAUCACGGUCAACAGCGGUAAAGCGGAGGAAGUGGAGGGGAUUGCGAAAGAGAUGGGGUUCGAAGUGGAGAGGAAGGAGUUGCCAGUUUUGGGUGAUGAAGGGAGUGAGGAUGGGAGUGAGUUUGAGGGUGAAGAGAGUGAGGGUAGUUCUUCAUGA
This is a messenger RNA of Tremella mesenterica DSM 1558, 3180 nucleotides long. RefSeq lists its product as uncharacterized. Gene Ontology annotation, molecular function: metal ion binding. Bases 1 to 3180 code for a protein of 1059 amino acids. The transcript is spliced from 19 exons. The record is from RefSeq and is a predicted model, not a curated record. Gene Ontology annotation, biological process: proteolysis. NCBI's taxonomy places the organism in Eukaryota, Fungi, Basidiomycota, Tremellomycetes, Tremellales, Tremellaceae.